This is a messenger RNA of Cylicocyclus nassatus, 900 nucleotides long. Lineage: Eukaryota; Metazoa; Nematoda; Chromadorea; Rhabditida; Strongylidae. The record is from the annotation of a GenBank genome assembly.
AUGCCGGAGACUAAACAACAAGAUUUAAGUCGUAAAAAAGUUAAGAAAGUGCAUAAAUACCAAGAAGCAGUGUGGACUUGUUGUGGUUCUGACCAUCCAUACUCUAACACGAUGGCCAAAAUGCUGUUUUUGUUGGCCGUAUUCUUUAUACCGGCUUCAGGCAUGUCUGUAGAUGCCAACCACAUGUCGGAUCAAGAACUCGUUGAUUAUCUCAACACAAAUCAACAUUUCUUCAAGGCAGAAGUUCCAACGAUGUCGUACGAAAAAUUCAAGUCACACCUGAUGGAUCCUAAAUAUAUGAAAAUACCUGAGGGAACUAAGUCCUUCAACUCCAAGUGGAAACACAAAUGUGAUGGAGGGUACAUGCUCACAGCCUUUCAGUAUGGAAUGACCUCUGGAGUAUGUACUGGUGGUGCAUACAAUGCAAAGAAUUGCUGCAAACCAUACCCCUUCCAUCCAUGUGGUCAACACAAGGAUCAACCAUAUUAUGGUGAAUGUGAGAAAGACAAUGAAGACACACCAACUUGCCGUGCGCAAUUCUCGAAAGAAUUGAAAGUAAUUCUAUUAUGCUGUAUAGCAAAUUCCGCAUAUUUCGUCUAUGCGGAUGAAGAUGCGAUUCGAAACGAAAUCUUCACGAAUGGACCCGUCCAAGCAGCAUUCGAUGUUUACAACGAUUUCCGUUUUUACAACAACGGAGUAUACGUACACACAUGGGGAGAACAGGCAGGAGGUCACGCUGUCAAAAUCAUAGGAUGGGGUGUAGAGAAUGGUGUGAAAUACUGGCUCGUUUCGAACUCCUGGAGCUCUGACUGGGGAGAAGACGGCCUAUUCAAGAUACGCCGAGGAACCAACGAAUGCGAGAUUGAAGCCAUGGUUGGAGCAGUUAUUAUGAACGCUUAA